Molecule: messenger RNA, 747 nt
Organism: Syngnathoides biaculeatus (alligator pipefish)
Lineage: Eukaryota; Metazoa; Chordata; Actinopteri; Syngnathiformes; Syngnathidae
Gene: lin52
Product: lin-52 DREAM MuvB core complex component
Exons: 6
Coding region: 86-439 (117 amino acids)
Biological process (GO): regulation of DNA-templated transcription
Cellular component (GO): DRM complex
Source: RefSeq, a predicted model, not a curated record
GUUGACCCCCUAGAGGCAGUUGUGGGCCAUUACAUCCUGAACGUUGCAUUGACAACGCCCGUUUCUAUUGGUCGACGUGAGUCACAUGUUCAAUUCGAAGAUGGCGUCUCCAAAUGGAGGUGAAGAUUUUGAAACCUCUUUGCUCAGUUUCGAGAACCUGGACAGAGCAUCGCCUGACCUUUGGCCUGAGCAGCUCCCUGGAGUUGCAGAAUUUGCUGCCUCUUGUAAAAAUCCCAUUACAAAUUCACCGCCCAAGUGGAUGGCUGAACUCGAGAGCGAGGACAUUGAGAUGUUAAAAGAGUUGGGAAGUUUGACAACAGCCAAUCUCAUGGAGAAGGUCAAAGGCCUUCAGAACCUCGGCUACCAACUGGGCUUAGAAGAAUCCAGAGAAAUGACCAGAGGAAAGUUCCUGAAUAUCUUGGAGAGGCCAAAGAAGUGACAUUAAAUGACUUUUUAAUUGUUCCUUCCUCUACUUCUGUAAGAUUAACCCAACAAACUGAUUAACUGUUGCCCAAGAAUUUAUUUAAAAAAAAUAUAUAUAUAUAUAUAUAUAUAUAUCAGAAAAUACUAAUUGUCAAUUCAGAAAAGGUUUCUCUGGUUAUGGUCUGAGAACCCUUUUUCCUCCCGUGAACUGUUUAUAUUUUCUAUGUACUAAAGUCCCGAAGACUUUGCCUUGGUUCAAUUUUCCCUAUUUAUAAUCAUUUCCAUUUUAACAAACCUUUAAAUGUUGCUGCUUGUUUUGCUAAA